Messenger RNA from Ictidomys tridecemlineatus (thirteen-lined ground squirrel), 1456 nucleotides. RefSeq names its product cilia and flagella associated protein 300 (gene Cfap300). The record is from RefSeq and is a predicted model, not a curated record. NCBI's taxonomy places the organism in Eukaryota, Metazoa, Chordata, Mammalia, Rodentia, Sciuridae.
UCUAUGGAAACGGCUCCUUUCACGCAGUCAUUAGCACGAUGGCGGCUGGGGAACCCGGGGACUUGGGUGGCUACUACUUCAGGUUCCUGCCUCAGAAGACCUUCCCAUCUCUGAGCGCCCCAGACAUCACCAGCCGGCUCCGCCAGUGGUCCAUGCUGGGCAGAAUCAAGGCCCAGGCCUUCGGGUUUGACCAGACCUUUCAAGCCUAUCGGAAGGAUGAUUUCGUUAUGGCUUUUUUCAAAGACCCAAAUGUUAUUCCAAAUUUGCAGUUACUUUCAGAUUCUUCUGGACAGUGGAUUACAUUAGGAACUGAAGUGAAAAAAAUUGAAGCUAUAAAUGUUCCUUGCACACAGCUUUCAAUGUCAUUUUUUAAUCGGUUAUAUGAUGAAGAUAUUGUACGAGACAAUGGUCAUAUUGUUAAGUGUUUAGAUUCUUUUUGUGAUCCAUUUCUCAUUUCUGAUGAGUUACGAAAAGUUUUGCUAGUGGAAGACUCUGAAAAAUAUGAAGUAUUCAGGCAACCAGACAGAGAAGAGUUCCUGUUUUGUCUUUUUAAACAUCUUUGCCUUGGUGGAUCCCUUUGUCAGUAUGAAGAUGUGCUUAAACCAUACCUGGAAACAACAAAACUUAUCUAUAAGGAUCUGGUGAGUGUUCGAAAGCAUCCUCAAACCAAGAAAAUACAAAUUACUUCUUCUAUCUUUAAAGUCACAGCCUAUGAUUCUACUGGUGUGUGCUACCCUUCAACAAAGAACCAUGAACAGACAUUUUCUUAUUUUAUUGUGGAUCCUAUCAAGCGUCAUGUUAAUGUUUUAUACCAUUGUUAUGGUGUAGGGGAAAUGUCUUAAAUAGGUUUUCAGAUUGCCUUUCUAUUAUUUUUAACUUAAUAUUUUUCUCUUUCAAUACUAAUUUAUAGAUAUUUACUUUGCAUAAUAAUUCAAGUAAAAUGUUGAAUUUGCUUAGAACAGAAGAAAGCAAACACCAAGAUGCCUUUCUCUGAAUUUGUCUGGCACACUCACACAGGAAUCCCUAAUAUAAUCUAUGCAAAACAGUUGUGGAACUUUUAUAGAAAGUUACAAGGAACUAAAUAUCUAGUUCAUAUUUGCUGCAUUUAGAUUCAAGUGAGAAGAUUUUCCAUGCAUUUUAUUUUAGAAACUAAUUCUGGAUUGGAAUUGUAGCAGGAAACUAAACAUCUCUACCACCAAUUAUUUAUAUGAAGCUCUCCUUUCCAACUUGCAUUUAAUUUGGUUUACAUUUUUUUCAUUGCAUUUAUGUAUCUAGAAUUAGGAAAAGCAUAGUAAUAUUUUUACUUCAUUUGUUCUACUUUAAAGUCCUCAAUUCAAAAAAUAAUGUUCUGGGCUGGGGAUGUGGCUCAAGUGGUAGCGCGCUCGCCUGGCAUGCGUGCGGCUCUGGUUCGAUCCUCAGCACCACGUACAAACAAAGAUGUUGUGUCUGCCAAAAA